UCCCUUGAAGCACCCUACAAAUGGGGUAUCUCUAGAAAUAGUCUGUAUAGUUGGGGUAGUUCCACAAAUACAAAAUAAGAUGGGUAUCUCUGUGAACAUGAUCACCUGUCGAUCACGGUGACCCCUCUGAAGGAGAAAUGCCCACUGAUCUGGUUUAAUCAAAAGCCAUUGAUGCACAAGGACGCUCAAUAUUCAACAAACCCACAACAAUGUGGAAGCUGAACCAGUCAAUUUUAGGCGGAGACGAAGAGUUACAAGACAACCUGUUGGAUGGACAAGAAGGCCUCUGUUCUAUAUCCCCUUUGCAGAGAAUUUAUGGAUUCGCUGCAUGUUUGGUUGCUGGCUUCGUUUGUAUGUUUCUGUCAUUGAUUGUUUUUGCCAAACCCAUCAAGUUUGCAGUGUUGUUUACCUUUGGGAAUAUGUUGGCUGUUGGAAGCACGGCAUUCAUUAUUGGACCUGGGCAACAAAUGAGAAUGAUGCUUGACCCUGUUCGUAUUUACGCAACAGCUAUUUACGUUGGGUGUGUUGUCUUAGCUCUCAUAUGUGCUCUCGUGAUCCGUAGUAAGGUUUUGACAAUACUAGCAAUUAUAAGUGAGAUCUGUGCCCUAAUUUGGUACAGUUUGAGUUAUAUUCCAUUUGCUCGUAGGUUGGUGUCUGACAUGAUGAUCCGUUUAUUUGACACAGAGAUCUAAACCGCACAAUUUGAAAGAAGUGUUCACCAUUUAGUCAUUU
This is a messenger RNA of Camellia sinensis, 732 nucleotides long. RefSeq names its product Got1/Sft2-like vescicle transport protein family. Gene Ontology annotation, cellular component: membrane. Gene Ontology annotation, biological process: vesicle-mediated transport. The record is from RefSeq and is a predicted model, not a curated record. Lineage: Eukaryota; Viridiplantae; Streptophyta; Magnoliopsida; Ericales; Theaceae.